Molecule: messenger RNA, 1692 nt
Organism: Cucumis melo (muskmelon)
Lineage: Eukaryota; Viridiplantae; Streptophyta; Magnoliopsida; Cucurbitales; Cucurbitaceae
Exons: 2
Coding region: 179-1438 (419 amino acids)
Molecular function (GO): protein binding
Source: RefSeq, a predicted model, not a curated record
AUUCCGCCUCCAAGUUCUGCUCAUGCAAAAUUCUUCACCUCACAGAUCGUCGAUGUCUCAGACUGUAUUCUCAUUCAAGGCCCACCCCUCAUAUUUCUUCUCGCUAGGAAGCUGCUAACUUCCCACUUCGUUCGCCCCCAAAUCCUUAGAUAUACACUUGGAGAUUUAAUGUAGGAAAAUGUCGAAGAGUAAAAGGAGGAACCAGAGGCAGAGGAAAAAACGGAAGUUAGAGGAUAGAAGGGGAAAUUCUGUUGCGGAUUGGGCAGGGCUCCCACGGGAUAUUCUUGUCAUGAUCUUUGAGCAGUUGUCUCUUGUGGAUUGCAUAUCAGUCGAUAAUGUCUGUAAGCUAUGGAGCAAUAUCCUUUCCGAACUUCCAAAUUGGAAGAGGGGUGGAUUUCCAUGGCUUAUGAUGUCAGGUAAAAAAGAUAGAGAGAUGAGAACUUGUGCAAGCAUUCUGGAGAAUCGAAUUUGGGAAAUAGAGCUUCAUGAGGCAUAUGGAGCUUAUAUUUGGGGAUCUUUACAGGAUUGGCUAAUAAUGGUGAAGGAUCUUGGUUGUUAUUCUCUUGAAGUUAGUUUGUUGAACCCUUUCUCUGUAAGGAAGAUUAACCUGCCAAGGCUUUGGAACUUCUAUCACAAGAUGGUUCUUUCAGGUUCUCCUGCUGAGGAAAACACAAUUUGUGCAGCCAUUCAUAGUCAGAAUCGUGAAAUUGCCUUUUGGGUUCAAGGGUCAGUAAAAUGGCACAAGUAUAAACUCGAAGGUACACCUUUUGAAGAUGCUGUCUUCUGUAAUGGAAGUCUUUUUCUUCUCUGUAAUGACAGUAACAUUUUACAAAUGAAAGCAACAAGUAUCAUCUCAUAUUUUAGGGAAGAUGAAUGUGUUAUAUCUAUUUCUGAGAUCAAAGUACAGUUCCACAAAGUUCGAAGCCUGGAAAUAAACAGUCAACAUGUGUUGAAGUAUCUCGUGGAGUCCUCAGGGGAUGUUUUGCUGGUCUGUAGGUAUUUCAGUGAGAAACCGGAUGCUGUACUUGAAACAAUCAAUUUUGAGAUAUAUUCACUUGAUCUUUCUCAGAUGUCAUGGGAAAAGGUCGAGUGUCUAGAUGAUCAAAUUCUUUUUUUAGGUAAAUGUUGUUCUAGAUCUCUUUCUUCAACUGACCUCGGGAUUGCGAUCAGUAACCGUAUCUAUUUCUCCAACGAUGAUAUUGCUCCUUGGUGGAAUGAAUGGGAUUCUAAUCAUUUGAAAGUACUAUCUUCACGUUUUGGACUCAACAACUCCUCAGGAAAAGAUUGGGGAACCUUUCACAUAAUCAGAGACAGCAAUGGAAAAUUUUGUUUCCAUGGUAACCGUGACAAUUGGGGCCCCAUCUGGUUCACUGCACCUCUAUGGUGGUAUAGCAAGAACAUUGCUAGAAAGUCAAAUCGAUAUCGAUUAAUAUGGUGAAACUUAUCAUGUUUCGUGGUAGAAAUCCAAAAAUUACUGUUACUGGGUGUCCUUGAGAUGGUUGGUAAUGUAAGAAACUAAAUUUUUCUUUAGUGUCUAGCAUUACAAAAUGAACACUCAUUACAUGUAAAUUGCUCAAGCUCCAAGAGAAGCGUUUAGAACUGGGUAGGAUUAGUACUUCUCUUUUUGUAUAUGCCCUUAUUUUGUCAUAUAUAUAUCGUAAUGCUCAGGAUAAUGUUUGCUUACUGUUGAAA